Messenger RNA from Thermochaetoides thermophila DSM 1495, 372 nucleotides. RefSeq lists its product as uncharacterized. The record is from RefSeq and is a predicted model, not a curated record. Lineage: Eukaryota; Fungi; Ascomycota; Sordariomycetes; Sordariales; Chaetomiaceae. The transcript has a single exon. The coding region runs from base 1 to 372 and encodes 123 amino acids.
AUGGGCCUCAACAUCAUCGACCGCAUCCAAGCCAAGCUGGAACUCCUGCGCCUUGAGAAGCGCUACACCCGUAGCCGCCACCGCCGCUCGACUUUUGUCUCCAAUGCCAUUUAUGUUGACGGCGAAUACAUCUACCAGUCGCCCAAUACGACCGGCUCGUCCUUUAGCAGCUCCAAGACCUCGAGCACAGCGGCGUCAUCAUACGCAUCGAACAGCCUGCCCCAGAAGAAGCUGAACCGAUGGUCGAGCAUGCCCGGAUUCGGGUCAGCUGAUGUCAAGCCUGAGCCGAGGGUUGUUGGGCGGAUGCCAAGCAUUAAUGAGGAAGCAUGGAGGAAGAAGAGGGUGAGCUUUAAUGGUGACGGCAGAUGGUGA